CUGACGGAGUGUUGUUGGCUCACUACCGCUCGUUUGUGGUUAAAUUAAGGUAGUUUACCCCCCAGAAUGACGUGGCUCUUGCCGGCAGCUAUGAGAGGAGGCGACGUUUUCCAGGCUAGCCAGCGCAGCGGCAGACGGACACCAGCCGCCAUACACACCACUACCCCUGUUCUGUCCAGCGAAGAUUGUGUGCGAGGUCGUGCCGCAGGGGAGGCACGAGCGACGAGAUCAAGCACGAAGAGCCAGUGUGGGCGAGUUGUGGGCCCUUACGAGUGCGUGGGACUCCCUACAUGUGUUGCCGCCGUGCCAGUGGAGGAGACGGCCAUGACAGGAGGGAGACACGACGUUGGAGACAUGUGAUCACCAAGACUGUGGUGCCUGCUGUGCUGCUAGUUCUGUGCUCUGUAAAUAAACUGCAAUUGGGAGAACAGUGUUUCGAGUUACGCCCUGCCACAAGCUAUCUAGGCAUUAUGGCAGACCAGCCCUCCCUUGAUCUGAGACUGAUACCGGAGUACGACGGCUCAGGCGCGCAGUCAGUGGUGGAAUGGAUAGAAAAGCUCGAGCUCAUCUGUAAGCUGCGCAACGUCAGUGAUGUGGCCAGUGUUAUCCCUCUGCGUCUGUCAGGAGGUGCAUUCGCCGUAUACUUGCAGCUUGCAGAGGCGGAGAGGAAGAAAGUUGAGAAGAUCAAGGCGCUUGUGGGCGCUUUUGCCAUGGAUUCGUAUAUCGCAUACAAACAGUUCAUCUGCCGGAAACUACAAGCUGGUGAGAGUCCGGAUGUCUUUUUGGCGGAGUUACGCCACCUGGCAUCACUGUUCGGAGGCAUGUCCGAGAAGGGACUCGCCUGUGCUUUCGUCGCUGGUCUUCCGGAAGGCAUCAGGCGACUACUGAGAGCGGGCUCGCGGAUGGAGACACUUGACCUGCCUCAAAUCCUGGCGCAGACGAGGGCAGUGGUCCAUGACGACGGUGCCGGUGGUGUCCAUGAAGUAUGUUUCAGCGCCAGGGCUGGGAAUACGAACAUUGGCCCAGAUCAACGGUGUUUCGUCUGCAAUGGUGUGAACCACUUUGCCAGAGACUGCUUGGCUCAUCAAGACACCUAUAGCGGCAGGAGCCAGAGGAGCGCUGGACACACUUCAAGACGUGGUGUGAGGUGCUACCGCUGUGGUGUCCGGGGCCACAUCGCGUUGGCAUACCCGGGAAACGACCGUGGAGGGGAGGCAUCAGCGCCAGCCUCCUCUCUGGACAAGCAGUGAAUGAGGCGCUACCCAUUGCGGAGGUGUGGCUGGACAGGAACCGGCGCAAAGUACUGGUGGACACUGGGUGCUCGCGGUGCGUGGCUCACGUCUCGUGCUGCAGAAAGCGGAGGAAAGAAGAUGUGGCUAUUUUGACCAUAAGCGGUGAGGAGCAGAAAUGCGAGGGUACGGGUGUCGUGCGCCUCCAACUUGACAGUGGUACCUCUGUUGACGUAAAAGUGUUUGUGGUGAGUGACAAGCCCCUGGGCUUCCCGUUCGUGUUAGGGAUGAACGGUGUUGUGGCAUUGGGGGGAGUUGCUGUCAAUGCGCACCGGCAAGUACGGUUCGGUGUCGAGGACGCGCCGAUCUGCGCGGCUGCCGGCGCUACCACUGACAUACAAGUGGAUGAACAGGACUUCAGUGUUGCCUAUGAUACUGCAAGUAACACCUGGACGGCGGCAUGGAAGUGGUCGGGGGGAGACGAGCCCGGCGUCUUGCUGAACAAGGUGGAGGAGUACGCUGUGCCAAGUGAAAUAAGAUCGCGGUAUGAGGAGGAGGUGGAUAAGUGGAUAACAGACGGAUGGUUGGUGCCGCACGACUAGUAUAAGCACAGUCCUGCAAAAGGACUGA
This is a messenger RNA of Portunus trituberculatus (swimming crab), 1859 nucleotides long. RefSeq lists its product as uncharacterized. Lineage: Eukaryota; Metazoa; Arthropoda; Malacostraca; Decapoda; Portunidae. The transcript has a single exon. The record is from RefSeq and is a predicted model, not a curated record. Gene Ontology annotation, molecular function: nucleic acid binding; zinc ion binding. The coding region runs from base 291 to 1250 and encodes 319 amino acids.